AAUAAGUUCUGUAGUAAGAGAUCUCAAUUUAAACAGUUGUUCAGUCGAUACCUGCGUUGAAAUUUUCAGCUAAACAGAAUUUUCAUUAAACAAAGACGCAUAAAAUAUUUCACAGUUCUUAAAUUUGUAAUAUAAUUAAUACGUUGGAAUAAAUGGCUACUUUAGAGGAUAAAUCUAUCUGGGAAGAUGGAGAGGAGUCGUUGGGUGAGGAUGUUUUAAGAAUGUCCACCGAUGAAAUUGUCUCCCGUACACGUUUACUAGAUAAUGAAAUAAAAAUCAUGAAAAGCGAAGUAAUGAGAAUUUCCCAUGAGCUUCAGGCACAAAAUGAUAAGAUCAAAGAAAAUACAGAGAAGAUUAAAGUGAAUAAAACUUUACCUUAUUUAGUAUCUAAUGUUAUAGAAUUAUUAGAUGUUGAUCCUCAAGACAUGGGAGAAGAAGACGGUGCAGUUGUUGAUUUAGAUGCGCAAAGAAAAGGAAAGUGUGCAGUAAUUAAAACCUCUACUCGACAAACAUACUUUUUACCAGUGAUUGGAUUAGUUGACGCAGAAGCGUUAAAGCCUGGUGAUUUAGUAGGUGUUAAUAAGGACAGUUAUCUUGUACUUGAAACAUUACCAGCUGAGUACGAUGCGAGAGUAAAAGCUAUGGAAGUAGAUGAAAGGCCUACAGAGCAGUACUCAGAUAUUGGUGGAUUGGACAAACAGAUUCAGGAAUUAAUAGAGGCUGUUGUGUUGCCUAUGACGCACAAAGAGAAAUUUGAGAAUCUUGGUAUUCAACCUCCUAAAGGUGUACUUUUGUAUGGACCUCCAGGAACUGGCAAAACUUUAUUGGCUAGAGCUUGUGCUGCCCAGACAAAGUCCACGUUUUUGAAACUAGCAGGUCCCCAACUUGUUCAGAUGUUUAUCGGUGAUGGUGCAAAAUUAGUAAGAGAUGCAUUUUCGCUGGCAAAAGAGAAAGCACCUGCAAUUAUUUUCAUCGAUGAAUUAGAUGCAAUUGGUACAAAAAGAUUUGACUCUGAAAAAGCUGGUGAUAGGGAAGUACAGCGUACAAUGUUAGAACUGUUAAAUCAGUUAGAUGGAUUCAGUUCAACUGCAGAUAUUAAAGUAAUUGCAGCUACUAACAGAGUAGAUAUUUUAGAUCCAGCCUUACUGAGGUCAGGUCGUUUGGAUAGAAAAAUAGAAUUCCCUCAUCCAAAUGAAGAAGCCAGAGCACGUAUAAUGCAAAUUCAUUCAAGAAAAAUGAACAUGUCUCCAGACGUUAAUUUCGAAGAACUAUCAAGGUCCACUGAUGAUUUCAAUGGAGCUCAAUGUAAAGCUGUCUGUGUGGAAGCGGGUAUGAUUGCACUAAGGCGUAAUGCAUUUGCAGUUACUCAUGAAGACUUAAUGGAAGCUAUUAACGAAGUUCAAGCAAAGAAGAAAGCAAAUCUUAAUUACUAUGCUUAAGAUUCGUUAUACAAUUAUUUAUUAAUUAUACUCCACAAUAAAUGCAAGUCAAAAUUGUAUUGAUAAAAGACUUGAAUUUUAAUAAAAAUCUGAUACUGUUUGUAAAAUACGUAAUUCGAAAUGAGCAUAUUAAAAGUUAUAUUAAAUAGAAA
Molecule: messenger RNA, 1591 nt
Organism: Megachile rotundata (alfalfa leafcutting bee)
Lineage: Eukaryota; Metazoa; Arthropoda; Insecta; Hymenoptera; Megachilidae
Gene: Rpt5
Product: 26S proteasome regulatory subunit Rpt5
Molecular function (GO): ATP hydrolysis activity; ATP binding
Source: RefSeq, a predicted model, not a curated record